Messenger RNA from Lentinula edodes (shiitake mushroom), 1288 nucleotides. RefSeq lists its product as uncharacterized. The record is from RefSeq and is a predicted model, not a curated record. Bases 8 to 1072 code for a protein of 354 amino acids. The transcript has 2 exons. NCBI's taxonomy places the organism in Eukaryota, Fungi, Basidiomycota, Agaricomycetes, Agaricales, Omphalotaceae.
AGAUGGAAUGCUAGCUUACAAACACUGGCACGAGCUUGAGCUUACAAUAUAUUGCACUUGUAGCUUGAUUACACAGUAUUUUCUCUUCUACGAGCCUAAUCGCGCACCAAUGGGACAGUACUGGAGAAUAAUGAACAUCGAUAACGAGGAAUCCACUGGGGGCCUGGGAAAACUAGGGGAAUUUUUCUGGUACUCAAGCCAGAUUAUCAGCUAUCUCAAGACCCCGCCUGUAAUUCCCUCAUCUUUCCUCACUUCAUCUGGCAUUUUUGAAGAGAAAUCACAGAAACGCAAAGAGGAUCCCACAUCGAUAAUUUUAUCUCUUCCAAAUGAGCUCUUGCUUGCGAUAGCUGAAGAGCUGUUGGAAGAAUAUCUCGAUCUUAUCUGCUUUUCUCUAACGUGCUCGUGCAUAUGGGAUGUGACUGAACAAGUCCGAUAUCGAUCUCUCUAUUCCAGAUUAAAGACGAGCAGCUGGGCUGGUGGUCGUAUAAUUCUUUUGGGAGAUUACGCCGGAGCAUUGCCCAAGGGGCUUCUCACCGAUGCAGAGAAGAAGCAGUUCGAGUUACACGGCCACGAUGAUGAUGACCUAGGGGCACUUCUCUAUUACUAUGCUGACGAAAAGUUCGAGAGGCCGCCGGCAAACAUUUCCCUCCUCACCGACAAAAGGAUCCAGGCUAACCGUAUCCUUCGUAAAGAACUGCUUGCAUAUAGUCAUCGUGAGCCGUUCUCCCCUUGGAUCUGGCUAUGGGGAGAUUUCACCCCUAGCCGGUCGCCGCAGGACCGUUGGAUAGUCCGUAACCUCACUAAACAGGAAUAUGUAAUCAAGACCAGAUCGCGCAACCUCACUCAGAUACUUUACUGUCUUAUCGGAUGCUCCGAUGACCCUUCCGUUUCCAUGCGUGGAGGCGAGCUACUCAUCCAUGGAGCAUGGGCAGGAGAUAGGAUUGACAUCACACUUGUCUCAUUCCAUAAACAAGAGCAUGAAGAUGAAUCUGGUUGGACCAACAUCACUGCCGGAGUGAAGAAAACAUUGGAGGAACUAGCUGCACGGGAGAUGCGUGAAUUUGAAUUCUAGAGAUCUUUUUGGGCUCUAUAGGUGACUACAUGGGCCCGAUUCUACCUAGGCCCUCCAUCUAUCAAUACCACUUAUGUAUCCCUCCUCUUGGUGGUCUUGCUUCCCUGCUUGCUCGCAAGCAAGAUUGAGUGUGAUACUAGUCGAGUACCAGACUGACGAUAUAUACAAUGUUCAUGUAUAGUGUGAUGCGAUGGAGUGAUAAUAUGCAGAAUUCGA